AUGUCGGAGAAGUUGCUCAUCAUCGACACGGACUGCGGCAUCGAUGAUGCCCAGGCCAUCCUGUUGGCCCUGGCGGCGCCUCACGCUCGCGUCCUGGCGGUCACCUGCGUGUUCGGGAACGCGUCCCUGGAUGACGUCUGCCAAAAUGUGAUUAAAGUGAUCGCCGUGGGACAAAGGGAACAGAUCCCUGUGUUCCGUGGCUCGGUGGGGCCCCUAGUCGGGACGGCCAACGACACCCCCUGCGACCACUUCGGCAUAGACGGCCUCGGGGACGUUUUAGAGGACAGGGACCCACGGUGGGAGAAGAAAAUCCAGAGGGAACACGCUGUGAGUGCUAUGUUGCGCCUGGUGGCGGAGAACCCCAAGCAGGUAAGUCUAGUGGCCUUGGGGCCCCUCACCAACCUGGCGCUGGCUGUCAAGAUGAACCCAAGCUUCCCUGGAAUGCUCAAGGAACUUUAUAUCAUGGGAGGCAAUAUGGAAGGGAAAGGCAACUUAACUCCGAGUGCAGAGUUCAACUUUGCCAUGGAUCCUGAAGCAGCUUAUGUGGUUCUGGAGGAGUUUCUGUGCCCAACCUACUUGACGUCGUGGGAAUAUGCCUGUAGAAAUGCGUUGUCUUGGGAAUUCUUCGAGGAGCUGACAAACCAAGACACAGUGGCGUCUCGCUUUAUGAAGGCCAUCACGUCGCGCUGCUGGGCGUAUUCCCGAGAAGCUCUGCGCAAGAAGCGCGACGUCUACUUCGGACCAGGCUUCGUCUCCUUUGACUCGUACGCCGUGGCGGCCUGCGUGGAUCCCAGUGUGGUGGCCGAGAGUGUGUGCUGUCCCGUGCGUGUGGAGCUGUGGGGCGCCAUGUGCCGCGGCAUGAUGGUCCUGGAUCGUGUUGGGAUCUUGAACAAGAAGCACACCAUUACAGUCUUUACUAAAUGCCACAAGGACAAGUUGGAGAAGCUGCUGAUCCAGUCGCUUACGGAGUCCGCGAGGAGCACUGAUAAUGGAAAAUGA
This is a messenger RNA of Nerophis lumbriciformis (worm pipefish), 999 nucleotides long. The record is from RefSeq and is a predicted model, not a curated record. Lineage: Eukaryota; Metazoa; Chordata; Actinopteri; Syngnathiformes; Syngnathidae.